This is a messenger RNA of Cyphellophora attinorum, 1716 nucleotides long. RefSeq lists its product as uncharacterized. NCBI's taxonomy places the organism in Eukaryota, Fungi, Ascomycota, Eurotiomycetes, Chaetothyriales, Cyphellophoraceae. The transcript has a single exon. The record is from RefSeq and is a predicted model, not a curated record. The coding region runs from base 1 to 1716 and encodes 571 amino acids. Gene Ontology annotation, biological process: ubiquitin-dependent endocytosis. Gene Ontology annotation, molecular function: protein-macromolecule adaptor activity; ubiquitin protein ligase binding. Gene Ontology annotation, cellular component: plasma membrane; cytoplasm; cytosol.
AUGAGUAUUUUCCCGUCACAAGUGUCAUCCAGCAAACCUAGCUUGGUCCAUGUACCGAAGUGGAAGCUGCCGCCGGCUCCAUCACAACCUCAGAUACGCCGCGUGCCAGUCCGCUCACGUUCAAUUUCACCAGUUCGUCAUUUUGUGAACCUUUCGGCCCAAAGCUCAGACGAAGCGCGACCAGCCCCAAAUCACACAGUGAUUCGCGCCGCUCCUCACUUCAAUACUCUGACUGAGAGCACCAUCAAGCAUUCUCGGAUUGGUCUGGAUGUACGCCUCCCGUCACUACUUUUCGUCGGUGGUGGCACUGUUGAGGGCCACGUCACUCUCACGGUCGACGCUGGUGCCCAGGACUCACGAAAAGAGACCAAGCCUAUUACCAUAUCGCGGUUGACAGUAGAUGUCAUUGGCACAGAGGAAGUCAGUCUUAGACGCUUCUGGCCUUUCCUCACACUGGGCCACGAGCUGUUCGACAUCAACCACCCGCCUCCUAGCUCAAUCGUCAAUGGCCGCAGCUCACACUACAACUCCGAGCUUGGCUGGUUCCUCACGUCCGGCACGGCUAAGAUCCCGUUCUGCGUCAAUCUCCCUCUGAAUCCUGGUCCACCGCCAUACAAGUCAAAAUCAGGGGUAAUCCGGUACAUGCUCUCAGUGACAGCCCAGGUGAAGGUCGGUGAGCAGAAAAAGGGACACAUCGUCCGCAAGAGCCAGGAUAUCUCAGUCCUCAAGGUUUACGACCCGCUGAAAGCCCUGGCAGGAUUGCCCCAGCCUCUGGUCGCAACCGAUUCCUUGACGGUGACACAGUCGCCGGAGGUACAAACUCUGACGGUCUCAGCGGGGCUGCACCGUAAGACCUGGGUCAGCGGCUCUGACGCUUUCAUUGAUGUGCAAAUCUCCAAUCGCUCGGCCCGCGAAAUCAAGAGGUUCGAAGUUCAGCUGCAGAGAACCACAAUGUGGUACAACUACGCAGCGCCGGCAUAUGGGCCGCAGAGCGAAAAGUACGUUGGAAGCCGAACACCAAAGAAGACAGAUAUCGAGAUUUGCAGCACAUGGUCUAUGGUCUCCAGCAAAGGGAGAGCCGGCAUUCGCCCAUUUCAUUCUGAGGUCAGAACCUGUCCUCUGGCGAUACCUCGCAACAGUGUCUCUGUGGACACAGGUAGGUGGUUCGAAGUCCAUUACUUCAUCAACGUGGUGGUCCCAGUGGGCUGGUCCAAAAGCUGCUCUGUGCAGCUACCAAUUACCUUGAUACCAUACAACUCUCUGGACAUUCCUCCAAAUCAACUCGCCUCAGUCGCGGCCUCGAUCGAAGCCAAGGUCGAAGCUAAACGACAGAGAACUCUGCCAUUCCCGUCAAAGCCAUAUCAGCCAUAUCGUCCAGGACAGUCCUUUGAUGCACCCCGACGACGGUCACUAGACCAAGCACGUUCAGAAGUUGGUGUCAGGUCGAACAACGGAAGCUUUACUACGCACGAACUCGCAACGUCGCCGUGUAAAGUGCCUAGCACUCCGGUGUCACGAGCAGGUCCAACGCUACCUCGACUUCAGGUUUCAACUUCAGGAAUUGGGUUCUCAGACUCGGAGUUUGAGUUGCCUGCAGAUUCUUCGAAGAAGGUGAUGCUAAGCGAGCAAGAACGCAAGAUGAUCAAUCAGGCAAGAGAGCUGAAAAUGCGCAGAGAAUAUAGCUUGAAGUACAGGAAAGCGGUACGAACUGCGUAA